This is a messenger RNA of Suillus subalutaceus, 882 nucleotides long. RefSeq lists its product as uncharacterized. The record is from RefSeq and is a predicted model, not a curated record. Lineage: Eukaryota; Fungi; Basidiomycota; Agaricomycetes; Boletales; Suillaceae. The transcript has 2 exons. Bases 149 to 604 code for a protein of 151 amino acids.
UCUGCUGAAGACAGAAUGUAUCGAAAUACCAUUCGGAGGAAUCACAUUCGCAGGAUUGGAAGAUUUUUGGCAGACAAGUCCUAUUGUCAGCGGAGCAGGAGAGAUAGCAACUUUGGCAGUAUCAGUGAAAUCAACGCUACAGCCAGACAUGCAGAUUUCGAGUCUCAACCCCGCAAUUCGCAGCAUGGGUGACCCGCAAUUCAUGGGAUUCGUGGAUCACAUUGGAGAAGACUGCUCCGGGAAUCGACAGAAUCUCGCACUCAUAGCAGCGACUACAAACGUCGACGAUAUCAUUAACUUCCUCUUCCCACCAAAUGUUCUCAAAGACGCUGAAACCUGUCCCAAAAAUGUCUAUGUCGAUGAAUUCAACGACAAAAUUCUGGGCAAAUUGCCGGGCAACUUUUCAUCUUACUUUAGUUCAGACAGCCUGAAAGAAGCCGAGCACACUCUCUUAAAUGCACCAGAACACACCAGACUACCUUGCAAUGUUGACUCAUCCUGGAGUACCUCCUCACCGCCUGGAUCUCAAACAGAAUUGCAUUUGCGCCAUCCAACGAAACUUCUCCGUAGAAAAGGGAUUGGUCAGACAUGCGCGUGCGCGUAGUUGCUCUGCAUCGUCGAUUCGUUGAAGUCCAACUCUUCGAUACUUUCGAAAGCCACUGCAUCCCCCGCAUCAACUUUGCCUUUACCGUGGACGGUAAAUCGAAGACAGUGUCCUUUGCGGCCCGCGUAUGCAACUACAUUUACUGGUUGUCAAGGUUUGACGUUAGCACGACCGUGUUCGACCUUCAAACGGAUCCCUUUGCUCACGGUCAAUUGUACACAGCGUUGUCGAGGGUGAGAACGCGAAGAGACACAUUGUGUCUGUUUGCAGAGGCGAAC